Suillus clintonianus is the source of this 673-nucleotide messenger RNA. RefSeq lists its product as uncharacterized. The record is from RefSeq and is a predicted model, not a curated record. The transcript has 3 exons. The coding region runs from base 146 to 673 and encodes 175 amino acids. NCBI's taxonomy places the organism in Eukaryota, Fungi, Basidiomycota, Agaricomycetes, Boletales, Suillaceae.
GGCACCAAGCUGUACAUGCCCAUGCGCCUUCUCACGGUGGCGCAAAGAGAAGAGCUGGCGGUCACACACGGCCAGUGACGACCUGGAGUCCCUCUUCUAUAUUUUCGUCGAAUUUUCUACCACGUUCGACGGGACGAGAGGCAAAAUGAUUAAACCGAAUACGCCUAUUUGGGUUGAGGCCUAUGAGAUAUCGGGCAACAGGCCCAAUGAAGUGAAGGCGGGGUUGGUACUCCCGCCCGCGAAUAACCGGAUAUUGAUAAACAAAGUGACACCGUUCUUCGAGAUCUUCAAGCCAGUCAUUCAGGAGUGGCGCUGUGGAAUUCUCAAGGCAGCGGAGAACGCCAACGAGACUACUUAUAACUUCGGCGCCAUUAGUCACGAGGAGGUCGAGAGUAUCCUCAAUAGAUGGGUCUCAAAAUUCUCGAAGUUGAAGAACUCCCCCUUGUUCCGCUGCAUCCGGCGGCGUCAUCAUCGACAUCAAGCCAAGCUGGUGUCCGACUGGGCUUCAGCUAAACUUAAAGGGCACUUGCCCCAGUCGUUCGACACACUUGGACAGCGUGGCCGUGCAUGCUUCGUCCAUGCAAAUAGACUUACUCUCUCGCAAGGAUUGUUAGAUUUUAUUUGGACCGACAUCCCGGGGUGCGGCUAUCGCAAACGAGAUUUACGAUACUGA